ACGGUCCGAAAAAGAGAAAAUAUCCAGUGAGCAGCAGUUGUGUGGAAGAAAAUGCCUUGUUGAUGUGAGGGGUCAGAGGAGAAUGGGCAGACUGGUUCGAGAUGAUAGAAAGGCAACAGUAACUUGAAUACCCAACCAAAAUCUUGGAGUAAUGUUUCCAACACCUUGUUGAAAGUCUGCCACAAAGAAUUAAGGCAGUUCUGAAGGCAAAAGGGGGUCCAAUGUUUUACUACUACUAGGUGUACCUAAUAAAGUGGCCUGUGUGUGUGUGUGUGCGCGCACAUAUAAAUUUCCAUUAUGUGAGAGAGUGUAACUGUGAAGGUGUAAUAGCCAUUACUGUGUAUUGAAUUUUUCCUUCAUUUCUUUACAAAGUGAACUGAUUUAGUCAGUAUUUGCAUGUUGCUGUUCUGUGCGUUCAUUCAUAAGUACAAAGUGUUUAAGUGAUGAUGCUGUUCUAGGAUCCUUCAGCCCACAAUGUGCUCAUUCCUGUUAUUCCUGUUACUAACAACAGGGUCCUAAAUCAGCACUCGUGCUCAGGCAUUUUGUACAUCUGCUCUCUUCAGCUUCUAAACUAGCACAUGUUAGAGUAUGAGAAAACUCCAAAGCAGUGCUUAACACAAGCCUGUCCAAAACGGGACCACUAACAGUAUCAGAGGGCAUUAUCCAGACUAAACAGGAAACUACACAGAAAAACUGGAUCAACUGUAUGAUAAUAAAAGCUAUUUGAAAUGAUUUUGUGGCUGUACAUAUGUAAUAUUUCAUGUUUCUAUACAUUUACAAAAAGCAAUUAAUAUAUGGUGUUAUAUAAAUGAAAAGGAACACCCACUGCUAUCAUUGGAACACUGUUGAAAACUAUGUAGAUACACAAAAAUGUAUACAUUUCAUCAUGAAGUGAAAUGUGGAUGAAGCUCUAAACUCUUUGUUUUCCUAAAAUGUUUAACUGAACAAGACUUCAUUGCUUCAGAUACGCUUCAUCUUCUUUUUGGCUUAUAUAACUUGGCAGAUAUUGCACUCCAGAUGGUCAGAGACAGUAAGUAAGAUUGCUGGAGGGUUUCAGACUCUCAGGCCCACAGGCUGUUGAUGUUUAAAACUGGAGAGGGAAGUGCUUUUAGUCUGCAGUUAAUCAGCAGAAUCAAGGCAACAUGGAGAAAAUCUACGUAAACAUACAUUGGAGUGUUUUCCCAUGAACAUCAGUUAAGAGUAGCAUUUUAAAUCAACACCAGAAGCAAGAAUGUAGAGAUAUAAUCAUUAUUUCUUAACCUUUCCAAAAGUCAGAUUUCAGGUGGAAUUCCAUUAAGAAACUGACCUAUUAUAAUAUGAAUUUAUUAGUAUUUACUUUUUUUCAAUUUACUUACCUGAUCUUCUGUCUCAAAGCCACUGGGUUACAGCUGUGGCCUUUCAACAAAAGUUGCUCCCAAAGACCACAUUUACCCCAACAACUAUCCAAACACACCGUAGCUGCCUUACUAUUUUAUUUUCUCAUAUGCCUCUAAAAUUGCAUACAUAUUGAAAAAUAUUGAUAAAAUGGGACAGGCAUUUGCGCAAGACUUUCACUGUAUUAGAAAUAUGAACCAUUUACUACUAUAAAUGAUUUUGAAUGAACUAAUUGAUGGUGCUGUUGUUCUGAAAGUGCUUUAUUUAAUGAAUAACCAGCCUGUGCGAGGACUGCUCUGGAUUUUCUGUUGCAUCUUUAGGAUUUUUGAUUGUAAGUGCGGAACAUAAAGGCCUACAGUCUCAGACUACAGUCAUAUCCCAUAUGUCACGUUUGAGAAAUUACAGAAAUGAUCAGUUAUCACAAGCGAGCUAAAGGUUAACGCUAUGUGUGCACAUGCUAAAAUGAAAUUACAGUAUGUAUUCUGUACAGUAGCUACACUUAAUCAGGUAGCUUCUGUCUUGGGUCUGAAAAAAAAAAAAAGAAACAGAAAAGAAUCUUCAGGUCACCCAGAUCUAAAUGCUGGGUUGUAUAACCUGCUGUGUUGAAUUUCCAAGUCAGAAAUCAGAAACUAACAAUUUACUUGAUUGCUGCUGUCUGACCUGCUUCACCUGCUGUUUAACACCACAUCAUCAUUUAAAAAAAAAGAUGCACUUAGGAAAAAAUACAAAGUAUGACACAUUUAGAGUAUUAAUGUUCAUUACUGUGACUCAAAUGAGACAAUACUUGACAAACCAACACACAUUUAACACUUCCAUUUAUGCCCUGCACUACACUGGCCUUUCCUGUCAUUACAAACGGACGACACUCCUGAGGCAAAGUCUGCUCAGUGCACCCUGGGAUCUUAUUUUUCUGCGUUCUGCUCCGUCACCCUCUCCCUGCUGGAUGAGCGCUGAAUUAUAUAAGCAGAUCUUAAUCAUGACAUUAAAUGAUCAGCCCUCCCACUACACUGGCCUGUUUAUCUGAACCACAACAUCCUCAGGCGACUUACGAGGCUUCAUCAAAAUGGCAAGGCAUUCAUUAUGUGGUUAAUUCUAUGCUUGGCCGUGCCUGUUAGUUUGACUGCCAGCCUUGGGGCACUGUGUGUAUUCAGCCCUGCUGUGAAGGGCUCAAAAUACAGCUCCUCUGCUGGGACACUGCGAAGUGCUGAGCUUUACUGAUGAGCGCUAUCAGACGGGAUGAUGACAUCAGCCUCGGUUCCACUGCUUCUCUCAGCGUGUUUGUGCAUCUCAGGACUGCCCGUGGUGAUGGACAACCUCGAGCUUCUAGCAGACUUGGCACUGAGGGCCUCUGUUACUCAAAUAAAUGAUCGCUCUCCCUCCUUCAGCCUGUACAGGGCAACCAACCAGUCCGUUAAACAGGUCAAGCUGGUGGGCUUCAAUACUUACGAGUUUAUUCUUAACUUUGGCCUAAGAGAGACAGUCUGUCUCAAACACCAGCCAGGGUUCCCAGACAGGUGUCCAUUCAGCCUGAAACUGUUCAGAUCUGUUCAGUGCUCCAGUUAUGUCCGUGUGUCUGGUGACUUCAUUUCUCUGCUGGACCUCAGUUGCGGACCGAGGGCGUUGAGCUCGAGCUCAGAGUCCAGCAGUGAGGAGAGGAUCCCACAGAAAGCACAAAUGGACAGGCAGAGGGUCUACACACUAGGAGCCAUCAUCUGCCAACACAUUCUAAGCUGGGGCUGUGAUUAGAGAGAACUCUCUGAAAUUAAAGUAAAACAUAUAACCAGAGCACUCACUGAGUUCAACAUGUGCUCAUGAAUUCAGUGACAAGUUUUUUUGUUUUUUUUUAAACUAAGGCAAGAAAUAUGAGAAUUAGUUUUUUUUCUGAAGAUUCAGUGCUAGAAAAUGUGGUUUUCAUUGUUCUUCAAUUUAGUGAUAAGAAGGUUUUUUUGGAAAUUCAGACAUAAUAGAAGGCUACACACAAAGGAAGCUAAGCCUUAGAUAAUGUAUUUAAAAAGGUUAAAACUUAAGAAAACAUCAACAGCUUUCAGUAUUUGCAGGAUGACACUACAUGUUUACAAUUUAAUGGCAGUGUAUUGACAUAAGGGCCCUUAUACUAAAGAGAGUAAGAGAGCAUGUAAGACAGAGGCCUAGUUAACAACACCAUCCGUCCAUUAAGUAGAAGCUUUUGAAGCCAUCAGAGACACUUGCCCUCAUACAAUACUUCACAAAAUAUGUCAUGUUGUGAAUAGUGUCAUAAGCUCUCAACAAAUACCUACGUACUGGUGUUUACUGGCACAAUGUUUAUGUAGAUAGAAAUGAAAAAAAUACAGAGCAAUACAGACAGAACAGCCACCUAAUUCAGUGCCUCACAGUCUUAAUGUCACUCACUGUACUACUUAGUUUUUUUUUUCUACAAGCCAUUUUUUUUACAUUUGUAAUAAUAACUUGUUUCAUGCUGGGAUGAAAAAUGAAAUUAAAAAUGUAUUUCCUGAGCAACUAAAGAAUAAAAGCGUUUAAAAUUGAAAAA
Messenger RNA from Pygocentrus nattereri (red-bellied piranha), 3901 nucleotides. Its product is annotated as secreted phosphoprotein 24. Gene Ontology annotation, cellular component: extracellular region. The coding region runs from base 2611 to 3120 and encodes 169 amino acids. The record is from RefSeq and is a predicted model, not a curated record. The transcript has 4 exons. Gene Ontology annotation, biological process: bone remodeling. NCBI's taxonomy places the organism in Eukaryota, Metazoa, Chordata, Actinopteri, Characiformes, Serrasalmidae.